Folsomia candida is the source of this 6360-nucleotide messenger RNA. It is a transcript of the gene na, whose product is annotated as sodium leak channel non-selective protein. The transcript is spliced from 47 exons. Lineage: Eukaryota; Metazoa; Arthropoda; Collembola; Entomobryomorpha; Isotomidae. Gene Ontology annotation, cellular component: membrane. The record is from RefSeq and is a predicted model, not a curated record. Gene Ontology annotation, molecular function: monoatomic cation channel activity. Gene Ontology annotation, biological process: monoatomic ion transport; transmembrane transport. The coding region runs from base 731 to 6136 and encodes 1801 amino acids.
UGUGAACGCAAAUCGGGUCUCAAUUUUCCCAAAAGUGCAACUUUCACGCCAAAAAAGUUGCAAAUUUUGUCAAAAUUCAAGAAAAACAUGGUUUCAACGGUGCUCAACGGUUAUCAAUUUUUCAAGCCGUGUGUGGCAUCGGAUCUUCGACCACUCGCACUCCCACUUUUUGUCAUCUUUCGGACGAAGCCUUCAUUCUGCUUUCAUCAAUUUGGUCCAAAAAUGGCACGAUUUGAAUCGAUUCAUUUCUUGCUGGAGUUUUUACUGGAGGAACAAAGUGCCAUAUUUGCGGAGCUACUACUAGGUCAGCGCAUCUUCACCACUUUCUUUCUGAGUGAGCAAAAUCCCGAAUCCGGGCAUCUCCGUGGAUCGGAGGAAGAAUUACAUCUCUCACUCCUACUACUACCUGUUUGCCCUGCUCUAAAUAGAAGAAAAGUAUACCAAAUUUUUGCAAUGGGCUAUAUAACAACUCGGUGAACGGUCGGUUGUGAUGUGGCAGUUGGAACGGAAUUGGAUAUUCAGUCCUAGAAGAGCUGAGAACAUAAGAAAUGUAAACAUCGUUAAGUUUUUUGUUUUACGGAAACAUCUGCCAUUCCGAUUUCUCUUCAGCAUUACAACUUUUUGUUGGAUAGUAUGCAAUCCUAGUUAGUUACUACUGACAGGAUGUGAUCAUCCAGUUCCAGCAGAAGUCCAGUCCAGUGACUGCUUAGUCGGUCAGUAAUUUGGCAAAAUGCUCGGGAGAAAGCAAAGUCUGCGACCCGAGCCUAUCUUGGCGGACUAUGGGCCCGAUGAAACGUUGAAUGAAAGCGCAGACAUCGAAUGGAAAUGGGUGAGAAGAUUGCUUCGGGGGUGUGCCCUUGUCUCUUUGAUAAGUGUUUGUAUGAAUACGCCAAGAACAUUCGACAGCUACAAAUUCUUGUUAAUCUUUACUUUCGUGGCGGAUUUGGUGGUCACUUUUCUCUUCACGGCCGAGAUGAUUGUGAAGAUGCAUGUUCGAGGAAUUUUCAAGAAGCCAAACGGAUAUUUCAGAGAUCGUUGGUGUCGAUUUGAUUGCAUCAUGGUUUUCUUUUUGUGGACUUCACUCGUCCUUCAAAUGUUUGAAAUGAUGGGAUUGGUUCCUCAUUACUCGUAUUUGUCCAUUUUACGGGCACCACGUCCCUUGAUAAUGAUCCGAUUUAUCAGAGUUUUCUUAAAAUUUUCUAUGCCAAAGUCCAGAAUCAAUCAAAUCUUCAAACGGUCGUCUCAGCAAAUAUACAACGUUACGUUGUUCUUUGUAUUUUUCAUGAGUCUGUAUGGUUUACUUGGUGUUCAGUUCUUCGGAGAACUGCGAAAUCAUUGCGUGUUGAAUGGUACAAACCCCAGAAAUCUUACCAUAAAUGAUUUGGCCAUCCCCGACACGUAUUGUUCAAAGGAUAACGAAUCCGGAUACCAAUGUCCGGGUGGAUUUCAAUGCGUUCGCUUAGAGAUAUCCAAAUACAAGCAGGGAUUUCAAGGGUUCGAUGAAUUUGCGACAAGUUUGUUCACCGUGUACCAAGCGUCAUCUCAGGAGGGGUGGGUUUACGUUAUGCAUCGUGCGAUGGAUAGUUUACCAGGAUGGCGUGCACCAUUAUAUUUUGUGACAAUGAUCUUCUUCUUGGCGUGGCUGGUAAAAAAUGUGUUCAUUGCAGUCAUAACAGAGACAUUUAACGAAAUUCGAGUUCAAUUUCAACAAAUGUGGGGAAAUCGAGCCACUGGAAGAUUAGCAGAGGAGCAAGCGUCCAAAAUUCUAUCGGGUGAUGACUAUGGGUGGAAAUUGAUUCAAAUUGAUGGAGAUAAGCAGAAGGGUAUUGCCCCAUGGCCGUUUCAAGUAAUUCUAAUGUCUGCGGUUUUCCGAUUGUUGGGGAUGGGAGCAAUUUUAGCAAACGCAAUUGUUACAUCUACAAUGUAUUUUAAAACCGAGAGCCACGAAGAUGUGAACAGAAAAUCAAUUACGGACAAGUAUUACUACAUCGAAGUUGGAUUUACAAUAUUCUUCGACUGUGAAACCAUGUUUAAAAUUUGGUGCUUGGGUCCGAAAGGUUACUUUCGUCAAACAAUUCAUAAGUUUGAACUUUUACUAGUGGUUGGAACAACAAUCCACAUCAUCCCGAAUUUUUAUUUGUCACCAAUGACAUAUUUCCAGGUCUUAAGGGUCUUUCGACUAAUUAAAGCUUCUCCGAUGCUGGAAGAUUUUGUCCACAAGAUUUUUGGACCUGGAAAAAAGUUGGGGUCACUGGUGAUCUUUACCAUGUGCUUGCUGAUUAUUACGUCCAGUAUUUCCAUGCAACUCUUCUGCUUUCUGACUGACACAAAUUUUACAAAAUUUGAAACAUUUCCUGAAGCCUUCAUGUCCAUGUUUCAAAUUCUUACUCAAGAAGCGUGGGUAGAAGUUAUGGAUGAGACAAUGGUGCGGACUUCGGAUACUUUGGCUCCAAUUGUUGCCAUUUACUUUAUACUAUACCAUCUUUUCGUGACUUUGAUCGUGUUGAGUCUCUUCGUCGCUGUAAUUUUGGAUAACUUGCAACUUGAUGAAGAUAUCAAAAAACUAAAGCAGUUGAAAUUCAGAGAACAAUCUGCAGAAAUUAAAGGUUCCUGGCUUCCUUGGAGGUUGAGAAUGUUUGAAAAGUUUCCAGAUAGUCCUAAAAUGGCACGACUCAAUAAGCUUCCCUCAGACUUCAUUCUUCCAAAAGUCAGGGAAUCUUUCAUGAGACAGUUUGUUAGUGAAGUGGAUAUCGAGGAUAACAUUAAUCCCAUAAUUCUUGGCAAUCAUAAACUUGAUUGGUGUGCUGAUGAACGCGAGCCUCUACUCUAUCGGAAACAAAAGAUUCUGAAAUUAUUGACCCCAACGUUAAGACAACGGAGCAUGAACAAGCAAUUGAAAAAAUAUUUCGUGACUGCGUUGGUAUCUGAUUCGGACAACCAGCGAAUGGUACUUGGAGACUCUGGCCCUAUUCCAAUUCCAGGGAAAGGAGGAGGCAUUGGUAAUCAGGCCACCGUGAAUUUUAAGCACAGACUGGAUCAAAGAAAAUCCAUCCGAAGAAGCAUUAGAUCUGGAUCGUUGAAAAUGAAACAAACGUAUGAACAUUUUCUCGACGGCAAUGGUCAAGCUGGAGCUCUUAGCAGAAUGCUGAAAAGUCCGCAUGACGUUGAUAUUAAGUUGCUUCAAGCGAAAAAGCAACAAGCAGAAAUGCGACGAAACCAACGUGAAAUGGAUCUUAGAGAAAAUCAUCCCUUAUUCGACACACCCUUGUUUUCUGUUCCGAGAGAAAGUAGGUUCCGCAGAAUUUGUCAAACAAUUGUGUCAGCUCGAUACGAUCCAAAGUCUCGCGAUCCGAUGACCGGCCAAGAAAGAAAAUUGAAGUACAAACGACUUCACAACUUGUUGGGCCUGGUUACCUAUCUUGAUUGGAUUAUGAUAACGGUUACAACGUUGUCCUGCAUGUCGAUGGCUUUUGAAAAUCCGACGUACCGAGUAACUGAACAGUUAUCGCUUCAAAUAGCCGAAUAUGGAUUCGUGAUACUCAUGAGUAUUGAACUUGGAAUGAAAAUACUUGCUGACGGAUUAGUAUUUACUCCUAAUGCAUUAUUGAAAGAUGCGGCAGGAAUAUUGGAUCUAUUUAUAUAUAUUGUUAGCCUUGUAUUUGCAAUUUGGCUCCCGAACGAAGUACCGCAGGGAUCAGGGGCUCAAGCCAUCAUGGUUUUGCGGUGUCUUCGACCACUUCGCAUUUACAACCUUGUCCCUCACAUGCGAAAAGUUGUGUUUGAACUGUGUCGAGGAUUCAAGGAAAUUUUACUCGUAUCCGUUCUCCUCAUCGUUCUACUUUUCGUAUUUGCUUCUUAUGGCGUCCAAAUGUUUGGGGGAAAGAUGGCGAGAUGCAAUGACCCAAAUAUUACUUCAAGAGAACUAUGCACUGGGGUUUUCAAGAGAAGAAUUUACGUCACAAAAAUGCGGCUGGAACCUGCUUUGGGAGAAAGAUAUCCGGCUUUCACCGUCCCACGUGUUUGGUCUAAUCCACGGCGGUUUGAUUUUGACAACAUUGGAAACGCCAUGCUCGCUUUAUUUGAAACCUUAAGUUUCAAAGGUUGGCUGGAUAUUAGGGACGUUUUAGGAAAAUCUAUUCAACCAAUGCACUUCAUCUAUAUUCAUGUAUUUGUAUUCUUGGGUUGUAUGAUCGGCGUCACGCUAUUUGUCGGUGUCGUGAUUGCCAACUACUCACAAAACAAGGGAACUGCCCUUCUAACGGUUGAUCAACGACGUUGGUGUGACUUGAAAAAGCGUUUGAAAAUCGCUCAGCCUCUACAUCUUCCACCUCGACCGGAUGGUCAUGCGGUCAGAUGCAUUGCGUAUGAUAUUACUCAAAACAUUUGGUUUAAACGCUUCAUCGCGUUGGCAGUCCUGAUCAACAGUGGAUUACUAUGCAUUCGGUGGGAGAAAGAAGGAAGUGCGACUGUGACAUUGUCAUCAAUCUCAACCAUGCUGACGUGCAUAUUCGUAUUUGAAGUGCUGAUGAAAGUGAUCGCUUUUACUCUGCUGGGAUACUGGCAAUCUCGAAGGAACAGAUAUGACCUGUUCGUCACAGUGAUGGGAGUUUUAUGGAUUGCGUUGUGGUACAUGUUUCAAGGGGAUAUUGCUGUAACAUUUGGGUAUACUGUUAUUAUCCUGAGAUUCUUUACGAUUACUGGAAAACAUGCUACCUUGAAAAUGCUAAUGUUAACCGUUGUCGUGUCCGUCUACAAAAGUUUCUUUAUUAUAAUGGGAAUGUUCCUGUUGAUCGUGUUCUACGGUUUUGCGGGCGUUAUACUUUUUGGAACGGUGAAAUAUGGAGAAGGAUUGUCAAGACAUGCCAACUUUGGAACAGCAACGAAAGGAGUGGCAAUGUUGUUUCGAAUUGUGACGGGAGAAGAUUGGAAUAAAAUCAUGCAUGAUUGUAUGGUCCAGCCUCCAUAUUGCACUCAGGGUGAAAAUUUCUGGCAAACCGAUUGUGGGAAUAAGACUGCAGCAUUAGCGUACUUUUGCUCGUUUUAUGUUAUUAUUACUUACAUCGUCUUGAACCUACUUGUCGCCAUUAUUAUGGAGAAUUUUACGCUGUUUUACUCAAAUGAGGAGGAUGCACUACUCAGUUACGCUGACAUCCGCAAUUUUCAGAAUACGUGGAACGUGGUCGACAUUCAUCAAAGAGGAUUAAUUCCAGUUAGAAGGGUAAAAUUUAUCCUUCGACUCCUCCGUGGUAGACUUCAAGUGGAUCUGCUAAAGGAUAAAUUGUUAUUUAAGCACAUGUGUUAUGAAGUCGAAAGACUACAUAAUGGCGAAGAUGUCACAUUCCAUGAUGUACUGAACAUGCUUUCCUACAGAUCUGUAGACAUAAGAAAAUCUUUGCAAUUAGAAGAACUGCUGGCUCGAGAAGAAUUGGAGUAUAUAAUUGAAGAAGAGGUCGCAAAACAAACUAUACGAUCGUGGUUGGAAGGAUGUCUCAAACGAAUUCGGGCAAACCAACAUCAGAAUCUCAUCAAAGGAUUUGCAGCAGCGACUGAACAGCAAACAACUCUAAUUAAUGAACAACCCGAACCUCCACUAACUUUUGGAGUUGGACAAUCACCCAUGGUCUCCAAUGCUGCCACACCCAGCCAAGGACAAAUAAGUCCUGGUCUGGUUGCCCAGUCUGGUUCCUCCGUAACCUCACCAGCGUCCUAUCAAGAUCACCAAGGCCACAUUGGAGCCAUCCACCCCCAUGCACCUUUUCAUCAACCAUCCAUUACUUCUACAACUGGUUCUCUCGGGCCUGAACCGAAAUCCGCAUUAAAGCAAAAACUUGGACGAUCUCUGGACGAACCACUGUCUCAUGUGUCGUCGUCUUCGCGAUCUGACAGCGUCAGCUCUGGAAGUGAUACGAAACGACUCUCAUUCUUAGUUGCCAAAGAUGGUCAAGGACAAUCAGUCGCCGGAGAAGGCAUGGUUUGGGAUGAACAACAGUCCAAAUUUUCCCUAGGGGUUGGACCUGGAGGCGUCAAAAAAGCAGAACUACAGAGUUCACACUUUGGAAGAAGAGUUGGCGACAUACAAAAUUGGUGGGGGGAGUUGUCAGCCAGUGAUGAACAAGAGAAUCAUAUUACUAAUUAGUGGAAAUAUAUGUAGUAUGAAAUCAGUUCAGUAUUAUAUGACAGUAUUGUUAUUAUUUGAAAUGUAAUGUGAUGAUUGGUACUAUUCAGGAAUUAGAAUUGGUGCUAUACAGAAACUGGCAGAAAUUUACAUAAGUAUUACUAGUUUGUUAGUCGAAAGAAUGCCCGGAAAGGAUUUUAUAAAGUUGCCUAAUUUUUAAUAAAGUUUAAUUCUUUCAUAUUUCA